Actinia tenebrosa (Australian red waratah sea anemone) is the source of this 2295-nucleotide messenger RNA. RefSeq lists its product as uncharacterized. The record is from RefSeq and is a predicted model, not a curated record. Lineage: Eukaryota; Metazoa; Cnidaria; Anthozoa; Actiniaria; Actiniidae.
UUUUAUUCUAAAAGUUCGGUUGAAAGUGCUUUCAUUUAUCAUUAGAAAUGUCAAGUAAAAUGAAUCUUUAUUUUAGAGAUUUAGCAAAUGAGAAGCUGUUUCUUGACUAUUGACAUUUUAUAAAGCAUUCUCGUAAAUACAAGUUGGAAGAUUUCUAACUAAAGAUCCUGAUUUUUUCAAGAUGGCCGACUCUAAGCCAAAACCGUCCCGAGCUAAAUCAACUAAAGUGAAUUUCGUGCUUUUAAAACAAAUCCUGGACAAUGAAUCCAGCGAAAAUACAGAGGUAGGAGACCAAGGAACAAUGAGCGAAGUAAGUGACAGCAAUCAAGACGAUGAAUUCACGGAAAAAGUCACAAAGAAGAAAGAAAACUUUGGUCCAACUGGACAAUACCCUGUGCUGUUUUCCAAACGUUGUAAAUCAAAAAGCUGUCAAACUAAGCUCUCAGCUUUCCCACUUUUUUCUGUCCCUGAAGAUACUGAAUGGAUAAGUGAUGAAGAAGAGAAUGGUAAAAAGAGCAGAAAUAAAUCAGAUGAAAAGAAAAAGCGAAGAAGGAGGGUUUCUUCUGAUUCAAAGGAUUUGAAAACUGGUAAAAGUCAAGAAAGAGAAAAAGAAGUAAAGAAAGAAGACAAAACUAAAAACCCUGAUGGUACAAGAAAGGAUUUCAGGUCAGAACAUCAACUUAAAGACACCAAAAAUCCUUUAUUACAAGCUUGGCUUCACCAGAAAAAUAAACUUACUAGAAAAAGAAGGAAAGAAGAAAGAAAAGUUAAACGAGCUCAGAGAGCUGCUCUUGAAGAAGAGGAACGCAUAAGAAAUGAACGGUUUGAAGAAUCAGACAAGAGAGUUAGUGAAUGGUUCAGAGCUAAAAGAAAAGAAGCCAGAAAAGUAUGGAGACAAAAUCACCCCAAGGUCUCCCCCUUAGAAAUGGCUUCAGAUGAACCAAAUACACACUCUCCCCCACCCCCCGAGUAUAGAGCUAUUAAGGGUUUUAAAAGCCAGGAACCUACUUCUAGUUCAGAAAAUUUAUUUGCAAUGAAUAAGAGCAACAAAAAUUUUGACAGCACUAACUCAAGUGUUUGUGAACAUUUAACAUCAAAGGUCAGCAAGAAUGAAUCUGGUCACUCUAGUUCUCGAUUAUCAAAGCUGCAAGAUGGUCAUCAUGAUUGUAAUGUCAAACCUGUUAGAGUUUUAACUAAAGAAGAAAGUAAUGAAGUGCCAAGGAUGACUCCACAAAGACCAAAGACUGCGCACACCAGAACAACAACAAGAAAAACUGUUGCUAGACCUAAAACUGCAGCUACGUUUGCAACAACUACACAAAAUGAGAAGCAGCAAAUCAAUAAAACAACAAAAAUGCAUAAUCUUAAUUAUGAUGAAUGGUUAAAACUUAAGCGGAAGCAGGACAAGAAGAGUAUCAUUGAAAAGAGAAGAGAAUUAAUAGAUUCUCACUUAGAUGCUGUUAUAGCAAAAUUAGGAAAACAAAGAGUCGAAAGUAUCAUGUCACCUAGGAAACGAGUAGAUACUGGGCUAAAGAACUACCAUCGCUCGGCUCCGAGGUCAGCCCCUGUUACCAAGACAAAAACAUACAAGUGGGUGCCUGAGCAUGAGUCACCACGCCCUGAACCCCAGGGAUGCGACUGCCCUGAAGUGGAGCACUUGGAUGGUAAAGACUCAGUGGUACCUUCCGACAACUUGGUUUCAUCUGGUGAGCCUUCAACCCAGGGGCUACCUAAGAAGAAACAGGCUGUCUACUUUUGUAAAGAAGUGACAGAAAAAUGUGAAGACUUAAAGCCUUCAAUGGAUAAAGUUUUAGCAGUUCUUGAUGCUGAAAUUCAAAAACAAUCCAAAGAUAAAAACACAAACAAAAAAACUCCUAGCUAUAAAGCACCAAGUGGAAUUUCUACUACAAAUGCAACAAUUAGAACUCAUGGCAGUGAAACUUUAUCAGACAUUGAUGAUUUAAGUAUUCCAGGAGUGGUUGAAUCUAGUUUAGAAAAUAAUGGUAAUAUAUCACGCCCCAAAUUUCCACGCCCUAAAUCAGCCAGGCCAAGACCACCACCACUUGUUCCUAACACAAAUUUGACCGUGGAGGAAGCAAGGAAGAAGAUCUUGCACGAUAUGGAUGUGCUGGGGCUUUGUGGAGAUUCUAGUGAAGCUGAUAAUAUCAAUGAUUCAAAUCAGACUCUUGAAAACAAGAAAAAUAAGUCAACAGUUAGAAGUAAUUACUUUGAUUAUGGUAUUGAUGUAGAAACACCAACCAUGGAAAAAAUAGAAUUAUCCAAGGGUUAGAAUUA